Messenger RNA from Protomyces lactucae-debilis, 1212 nucleotides. RefSeq names its product VHS domain protein. Gene Ontology annotation, biological process: actin cortical patch localization; endocytosis; actin filament organization. The transcript is spliced from 2 exons. The record is from RefSeq and is a predicted model, not a curated record. Gene Ontology annotation, cellular component: actin cortical patch. The annotation marks the transcript as partial. Gene Ontology annotation, molecular function: phosphatidylinositol binding; ubiquitin binding. Lineage: Eukaryota; Fungi; Ascomycota; Taphrinomycetes; Taphrinales; Protomycetaceae.
UUAGAGUCCGCAAUGGGCCUCUUCAGUGAUGAACAUCCAUACACGGCCGUGACUGAGCGCAUCAUUCGACUCACGAGCAGUGAUUACGAGGAGGAUGACCUGUCUGGCCUGCCGGAACUCAUUGAAGUGGUCAAGAUACAAUCGACAGGACCCACUGAAGCGUCGCGCGCCAUCAGGAAACGCCUCAAGUACGGAUCGCAUCAUCAAAUUGUGCGUGCUUUGGUUCUACUGGAGGCACUCGUGGCCAAUGGCGGCAAGUCCUUUCAACGCCGUUUUGGGGACGAAAUGCUGCUCGAGCGUUUACGCACCCUGGCAACAGAUCCAUUGACGGACAAGGAUGUCAAAAUCAGACUAGCCAACAUGUUUAUUGGUUGGAAUGACGAGUUCAAGGAAGAUCCACAAAUGCGAGCGGUGGCUCAUCUCAAAGACGCUUUGCCGAAACGUAAGAAGCCUGUAGCUGCUGUGCGUCCGCCGACGCCUGAUUCUGAGGAUGACUAUGUCCCUAACAAGAGUCGUGGUCACAGUCGACAGCCUAGUAUGGAGGCAUCUGGACCUAGCACUCCCAAACAGCCUGCAAGAAGGCCACAAACGGAAUCGCCCACGGCCAACAGCAGUAACAGCAGCAAGAAUAAAUCCAAGGCGCCAGUCAAAGUCUCAUUGGAAAAGGAAAAGCCGAUGAUCCUGCAAACGAUUGCUGCUGCGAAUCAAGCCUCCACCAAUUUGCGAAAUGCACUGAAGCACGUCAACAAGGAGGAUGCGAGUUUCUUGAAAAUGCCUCUCGUGAUCAAAUCAGAAAAGGACUGCAGGGAACAGCGGCGCAAAGUGCUACACUACGUCGCUGGCAUCGAGAGUGAGGAGUGGGUAGGCACCUUGUUGCAAACGAACGAUGACUUGGUGGCUGCGUUACAGCUCUUUGACACUUACAAGCAAGUGGCAACAGCCCCUGACUCGGAUGAGGAGCAUGACAUGGAUCUGCGACGACGCUACGUUGACGGCAUACAUGGCGUAGACGAAACACACGAAGUGCCGCCUCGAAAGCCUACGCGGCCUCGAGCGCCUGUACAGGCAUCAGAUAGCGAAUACGAAUCGGAGCAGUCGGAGGAAGAAGAGGUGGAGGAAGAAGAGGAAGACGAGAACAAUCCAUUUGGCAAUCAAAAUGAGGAUCUGGAUUUGAAAACACCCGCAAUCGAAAAAUCGCAGCCGCGAUGGUAG